Messenger RNA from Parasteatoda tepidariorum (common house spider), 1082 nucleotides. The record is from RefSeq and is a predicted model, not a curated record. Lineage: Eukaryota; Metazoa; Arthropoda; Arachnida; Araneae; Theridiidae.
AUACACUUACAUUUUUUUCUUGUCUUAGAAUAAAUGAAUUGAAUGAUCAGAUUGGAAGGUUACAGUUUCAAUUAGAAGAAAAAGAAAAUGUUAAUUCUGCCUUAUCCAGUGCAAUGGAGAAAUUAACUGCAUCAUCUCGAUCUGUAGAUACAACAGAUUUGUCUAUUAAGUUCAACAAAAAUGAAAAAAUCAUCAGUAAAUUUGUUAGCACUUUAAAAGAAAUCCAUACCAUUAUUUCAAGAGACCAUGAUUUUGAGGCUUCUACUAAGCUAUUUAUAAAUGAAGAGUUUGAUCUGGAUUCUGUGGAGUUGAAACUUUCAGAAACAUUGAGUAACAUGAGAACUACAGUAAAUCGAUAUCACAAACAAAUUGAAGAAAAUAAUUCUAAAUUAUUAAGUUUGAAAGAGCAAAACCUCGUGCAACAACGAACCAUUGAAUUUCUAGAAGAUGAGAGACACAAUGCUCAGCAAUUGAACUUAAAGCUAUCUUCUCAGUUUGAAUCAUUAAAUCAGAAAAUGCAAGACUUGAUGGUGGAUAUUAAAACGGGAGAAAGAAGCGGUCAGAGUAAUUAUUUGGAUGGUGUUGUUAGAUCUUUAAGGGAGCAAAUAGAAUCUCAUAAUUCUGAAAGAGUUCGCUUGCUGAGUGUUCAAGAAGAGUUGUAUUCAGAGUUACAAAUUGAAAAGGAAGAGAAAAGAGUUUUAAAGCAAAAAGAAUUAAGCUUGACACUUGAAGUUGAGAAAUACACCCGAAAAUCAGCUGACAUGGAAGCAAAUUUAGAUACCAUUAAAGAUGAACUACUUGAAGCACAGAAAAAUUUAAAGUCAGUUGUAUUAGAUAAAGAAUUAUUGGAACAAGAAAAAGUGAAAUUUUCUGGUAUUUUGUCUGGUUUAGAUAACCAGAUUCUUGAGAUGAAGAAACAAAUAGCUAAUCUGCAAGAUGAAGAACGAUCUGUCAGGGCCUCUUUAACCGCAAUGCAAAGUACAAAUGAAAAUCUUUCAUGUGAAAAAGCUGAUCUUGCUAAAUCUCUGAAUGAGGUAAAUAAACUCAAGAGUACUUCAGAAAUAUUAUCUUUUUUUUUGUAA